AUGAGGCUCCUCAGGUCCGCUCUGCGGCAAAUACAUACACCUCUCCGGACUUCUACCAGAGUAUUACCCCGAGGAAGGGCAUGGAGCCGGGGCUAUGCAACAUCGAUUUCAGCAGCCGAACUCGAAUUUGGCCAACCCGUUUAUGAGACGCAUCCGCACCUUUUGAAACCUGGUGAAGUAACACCCGGCAUCACCGCCCAAGAAUAUGCCGACCGCCGCGCCAAGCUCGCCUUCAGCUUGCCCGAGGGCGGCGUGGCCGUGCUCCCCUCGGCCGAAGUCAAGUACCGCUCCGGCGCCGUCUUUUACCCCUUCCGGCAAGAAUCCAACUUCCUCUACCUAACCGGCUUCUCCGAGCCGCAGUCCCUCGCCGUCAUCCGCAAAACAGGCCCCUCUCUCGGCGAAUACACCUUCCACCUCUUCUGCCGUCCCAAGGACCCCAUCGCCGAGCAGUGGUCCGGCCCCUGGAGCGGCCUCCGCGCCGCCGAAGACGUCUUCAACGCCGACGAAGCGGCGACAUCAACGCCUCCCGGGUUUACGGCGCCGCAACGGGAUCUGUACGCGGCCGUGCUGGCGGUGCAGCGCAAGAGCGUGGGGUUGUGUACGGCGCGGAGUGGGUUGUCGCUGGAUGAGGUGCAUCGGGCGACGGAGGAGGCGCUGCAGGGGGAGUUGGGGCGGUUGGGGUUUGAGUUUGGUGGUGGGGGGUUGAUGGGGCGGCGGGGGGGCGAUGUGAUGGGCACGCUGUUUCCGCAUCAUGUCGGGCACUACGUCGGGCUGGAUGUGCAUGACGUGCCUGGGUAUCCGCGGUCUGUGCCGCUCAAGGCGGGGCAUUGCGUUACUAUCGAGCCGGGGGUUUAUGUCCCUGAUGAUGAGAGGUUUCCGAAGCAUUUUAGGGGGUUGGCGGUGAGGAUUGAGGAUAGCGUGUGUGUGGACGAGGAGGAGCCGCUGGUGUUGACGCCUGAAGCGGUUAAGGAGGUGGAGGACAUCGAGGCGCUGAGGUAG
Messenger RNA from Chaetomium globosum CBS 148.51, 999 nucleotides. RefSeq lists its product as uncharacterized. NCBI's taxonomy places the organism in Eukaryota, Fungi, Ascomycota, Sordariomycetes, Sordariales, Chaetomiaceae. The record is from RefSeq and is a predicted model, not a curated record. The coding region runs from base 1 to 999 and encodes 332 amino acids. Gene Ontology annotation, cellular component: mitochondrion. Gene Ontology annotation, molecular function: metalloaminopeptidase activity; manganese ion binding. The transcript has 3 exons.